GGCGAGUGUGUGUUGUGGCCCGCCCACGCAUGCACAUAUUUAUAGGCCGAUGAGCUGGUAAACUGUGCAAUGAUAUGCGAUCGGUCCAUUUCACUGGCGAAGAUUUGCGCGGGUAUUCUGUAAACACAGCACAUUGAGUGUUGGCCGGACAUUGAUUUGUUUGACAGAUUUUUGACAUGUUUCGCAUGUUGCUUUGCCUUUGGAUCGUUGCGGUCUCCGCCUCCGACCUAGACCGAUCGGCAGAUGAUGCCUUGAUAGAGGAGUUGCAAAGUUUGAUGGGGCAAGAGCAGUGGUGGCCAAAGGGUGGCAACGCCAAACUGCCGCGGAAGACUUGGGAGCGCUGGAAACAGUGCCAGCAGCCUGGUUUCCCUUCAUUGCUGCGGGACAACAGGACUCGGACGUCAGUGCGUGCGGCGCAUGUGAAGGUGAUGGAAUGGUUGGUACGACAUCAUCGGGACCACCCGCGGCGAAAGCAACUCGCAGACAGCAUCGGACAGCGAUUGGUGCAUUUGGGGUUAGUUACACACCCUUAUCAGUGGGCAGAGGUCUUAAAUGAACAGCUGAGCUCGUUUCCUGUUUUGGACCCCCACACAGAUCCAAUUCCAUGGCCAGGUGUGGCGAAGGCAUUGCAAUGGCUUGAGACCAAUUACACCUUGUUGCUGUCGGCUUUUCAUGGUGCUGCCAAGCAUCAUAGAUUUCGAGAACACCCAGAAGGGCUGCAUUUGACUGGGCUUUGGGAGACAGCUUAUAUCUCAAGAGAGCGCUGCAACAGAAAGUCAUACCCUGAGGUGUGCCACUUACUAGAGGUCAUUGAUGAGAUUUGGCCGAAAGUGGACGAGGCUGAAGCCAUGGAGGCAGUAUUGGAAGCCAGAUUUGCAAGACUUCAUCCUGGAACGGCGGUGGUGGAGCACACAGCAGAUACCAACCAGCGCAUCAAGAUCCAUUGCGGCAUUGAGAAUCCUAGUAACGUCACGAUGUUCAUCGGCCAUGCUCAGGUUUGCUGGCAGCCUGGGCGCUGCUAUUUGGUGGACGACUCAUAUGCACACCAUAUCUCCUCAGAAGACUCCGACCAGCCCAGAACCAUUCUGGAGCUGAAGGUUGCGCAUCCAGAUUUGGUUUGGGCCGAUUAUUUGGAUGAGGAGGAUGGAACGCUGGUACCCAAGCGCAGCGGCGGGAGAAGCGAGCUGUGAGGCUGUGAGGCUGUGAGGGAUGAAUCAAUGGGACAUUUGACCCACGGAAACCUUGAGAACAGCAGAUCCCACGUUGUCAGACAUAAAAGUCGCAUCACGGGUGUCCUUUCAUGACACGUCACAUCACUCUUGAUCCCUCCCGAGUCCAAAUGGCUGCGAGGUAGGUACCAGGUAGGCAGCAUGCUGGGCAGUUUCUGAAUCAUCCACGGCUACUAUAAGUUAUAUAUAUACUAGGCUCCAUGAUUGGCAAAGUUCGACUCAGACAUCGCUGUACCUUGCAAACCCUUGCAAAAAAUGUGCCCUUGCCGAUGGGUUCAUGCACUUGGUCCAUGUGAUGUGUUAG
Durusdinium trenchii is the source of this 1533-nucleotide messenger RNA. NCBI's taxonomy places the organism in Eukaryota, Dinophyceae, Suessiales, Symbiodiniaceae. The record is from the annotation of a GenBank genome assembly.